AAGAACUCAGCAUUUAUCGGGUUGUCAAAAUCAACGGCACCGUACGUUUACAACGGCCGUAGGGCCAAGUUGAUCAUUACAGAAUAUUCCGAACAUUAUGGCAAUCAUUGACAAUAAGAGAUUAGAAGCGGAUGAAGAAGCGGAAAGAAAUGCGAGAAUAGAAGCAGAAGAAUAUGCUUCCCGAAAUGAUCGUGCUUGGCAUCAACCCCCUCCAGCGUAUGAAGAAGCUGCCGGUGGUCCUUCUGGCUCUUCCUCUGUAGCACAACAGAGAAGCACUCCAAACUAUCAAUCAACAUCAACAGAUGAGUCUCCCAUACCAGAUCAGCCUGACAAUCCUGCCACUGCACAACAAUCACAGCCUCGAUCCAAUGAUGAAGAAUCAGAUGAUGAAUCUAUGCCACUACUCACAAGAAGGCAAAAAAUCAAGUUGAAGCAAAAGCUGAGAGGCAGAACGAGAUACAGACGUUUUUGGCAUUUCUUAUUUGCAUUCUUGCUGGGUGCAUUUGUUCUAUCCCUGGUCAUGAAUCUCUUGGGCAAGAGUGCAGAUACAAAAAAGGAUAUGCCAGAGCCUUGGUGGGACGAUGGCAAGCCAGUUCGAGAUCCAGAAUGGUCGCCUGUUAAGGAUACACCGCAAGAGUCGUGGCCUUCGCCCAACAUUCCACAAUAUACAAGUAGAGCACUCUUUUCCAUCGCAGCGAAUGAAUCUCUAGCGUUUGUACGUGCUCACGGAUCUUCCUAUAAUGGUGUUAUAAUCACUCUACCAGCUUCGUCUAUUGACAAAGAAGAAUGGCAGGAAUUUGAUAUAAGGCCAAUGAUCGAUCGGAUUGGAGUUCUGGUAGAGGCUAAAUUCAGCCAUCGAAGCCUACUCAACAAGGUCCGAAUAAAUACAAUGAUCGAUGAAAGAGAUGGCGAAAGAAAGGAGGGUGUCAGUGUUAAUGGAGAAAAUAAACAUCUUUCGCCCGAUGAGAAUCUAACACUCAACUUUUACGUUUUCUUACCUGAUUCAACUUAUCGUACAGCACCUCAGGGUUUAGCAAGGGAUGGUACUUCGUGGAUUCGGAAUUUAGAACUAAUGUCGGAUAAUACACGAGUCGCUGUGGAAGGAUAUGAUGGACUGAAUGACGACGUCCCUGGAACGAUGGGCUGGACAUUUGGCAAGCUUGCUGUGUAUGCUCGAACGGGUGGGAUCACGAUUGGAAUGGCAAUUCGUGCAAAUGAAAGUAUCUCAAUGCAUAUAGACACUGGCCAGAUUAGAGAUAUUUACUUUCGUGAACCAACAUUGGUCGCUCUUGCAGCACCAAAAGUCGACGUUACCACAGCUAAUGGACCGAUUUGGAUUUCGGGAGCAGUGGGAAUCGAUCAUCUCAAUUUGAAGUCAGUCACAGGAGGCCUUAAUAUCAGCCAUAUUGCUGUAGCAGAAAAGGUGUCUUGUUCUUCAUCUGUGGGCGUUCUGGGUGGGCGAUGGAGUGCUUAUCGUUCUAUAAGUGCACACACGACGGCUGAUUUACAGAUAGACGUUGAUGCAAAUAAAGAUACAUACUUUGAUUAUGUCAAAUCUUCUGGUUUGUUGCAAAUCUUGAACCCCGAAAAGACUGCAGGAAUCUUAGCAAUGUCAUCUAACGAAUCCUCGUGGCGACCUUUAAAGGUUGAUGCAUUCACUCAAACUGGGCGAAUCGUUUUAGAUUAUCGCGAUCAAGACAAGAAGACAUUACUGAUGUCUAAUGCCACAACUGUUACAGGCUCGAUCAUGGUUCGUCAUUCUUCAGGAUUUGAAGGAAGGUAUGAUAUUCGGACGACGGUAGGAUCCAUCAAAAUAAAUCAACCAAACGCCGGGAAGCCCGAAUCGGGAAAACACUUUACUGUCGAUCUUGAUGUAGACAAGGGUAAAAUAGGUAGAUUGAUGAAAGGUAGAUCUUGGUUUAAGAAUCAUGAUUGGAAAGAUGGAGGAACAGACGGAUCUUCGCUAUUUCCAAUUUCACAUUCUGUCAUGACCACCGAAGUCGGUAGCAUACGUGCAGACUUUGCUUGAGUCAAUUUAUACUUUAUCUUGUUAGGAUUGCUGUAUUUGCUUCUUUUCUUGUAUUAUAUGCUUUAUACCACCACUUUAUUAGGUUGAAUUCUUAUUUCACUUUUUCGACUCAG
Molecule: messenger RNA, 2142 nt
Organism: Meira miltonrushii
Lineage: Eukaryota; Fungi; Basidiomycota; Exobasidiomycetes; Exobasidiales; Brachybasidiaceae
Exons: 1
Coding region: 98-2029 (643 amino acids)
Source: RefSeq, a predicted model, not a curated record